Molecule: messenger RNA, 4339 nt
Organism: Dipodomys spectabilis (banner-tailed kangaroo rat)
Lineage: Eukaryota; Metazoa; Chordata; Mammalia; Rodentia; Heteromyidae
Gene: Myo1e
Product: myosin IE
Exons: 28
Coding region: 104-3430 (1108 amino acids)
Biological process (GO): actin filament organization; vesicle transport along actin filament
Cellular component (GO): vesicle; microvillus; plasma membrane
Molecular function (GO): actin filament binding; microfilament motor activity; ATP binding
Source: RefSeq, a predicted model, not a curated record
UUUUUUAAUUUUUUGACCCUGGGAACCAACUUUGGAAGUUCACCCCGGAGUCUGCGUUCCAGUCCCAGCUCCCAGCCAGCCGGGCCCGGCCCCGCGAGUCACCAUGGGAAGCAAAGGUGCCUUCCGGUACCAUUGGCAGAGUCACAAUGUCAAACACAGCGGUGUGGACGACAUGGUCCUCCUGUCAAAGAUCACUGAGAGCUCCAUCGUGGAGAACCUGAAGAAGAGAUACAUGGACGAUUACAUCUUCACCUACAUAGGGUCUGUGCUAAUCUCAGUCAACCCUUUUAAGCAGAUGCCAUACUUCGGAGAGAAGGAGAUUGAAAUGUACCAAGGAGCGGCCCAGUAUGAAAACCCACCUCAUAUCUACGCCCUGGCGGACAGUAUGUACAGAAAUAUGAUCAUCGACAGAGAGAACCAGUGUGUCAUAAUCAGUGGAGAGAGCGGUGCCGGGAAGACAGUGGCUGCCAAAUACAUCAUGAGCUACGUCUCCAGGGUGUCUGGAGGGGGCCCCAAGGUCCAGCACGUGAAGGACAUCAUCUUACAGUCUAACCCGCUGCUUGAGGCCUUCGGAAACGCCAAGACAGUCCGCAACAACAACUCCAGCCGCUUUGGGAAAUACUUUGAAAUCCAGUUCAGCCCAGGUGGGGAACCAGAUGGCGGAAAGAUCUCCAACUUCCUUCUAGAAAAAUCCAGAGUGGUCAUGAGGAACCCUGGCGAGAGAAGUUUCCACAUCUUUUACCAGCUCAUCGAGGGCGCCUCUGCCGAGCAGAAGCACAGCCUGGGCAUCACCAGCAUGGACUACUAUUAUUACCUGAGCCUGUCCGGGUCCUACAAGGUUGAUGACAUCGAUGACAAGCGAGAGCUCCAGGAAACUCUGCACGCCAUGAACGUCAUCGGCAUCUUCGCAGAAGAGCAGACGCUGGUGCUGCAGAUCGUGGCCGGCGUCCUCCACCUGGGGAAUGUCAGCUUCAAAGAAGUGGGGAACUACGCGGCGGUGGAGAGUGAAGAAUUUCUGGCUUUUCCGGCUUACCUGCUGGGGAUUAACCAGGAGCGGCUGAAGGAGAAGCUGACCAGCCGGCAGAUGGACAGCAAGUGGGGUGGGAAGUCAGAGUCCAUCCACGUGACUCUCAACGUGGAGCAGGCCUGUUACACCCGGGACGCGCUUGCCAAGGCCCUUCACGCCCGCGUGUUUGAUUUCUUGGUGGAUUCCAUCAACAAAGCCAUGGAGAAGGACCACGAAGAAUAUAACAUAGGCGUCCUGGACAUCUAUGGCUUUGAAAUAUUCCAGAAAAAUGGCUUCGAACAGUUUUGCAUCAAUUUUGUGAACGAGAAGCUCCAGCAGAUAUUUAUUGAGCUGACAUUAAAAGCAGAACAGGAAGAGUAUGUUCAAGAAGGAAUACGGUGGACACCCAUCGAAUACUUCAAUAAUAAAAUUGUGUGCGACCUCAUAGAGAAUAAAGUGAACCCUCCAGGCAUCAUGAGUAUUCUGGAUGAUGUGUGCGCAACCAUGCAUGCUGUGGGUGAAGGAGCCGAUCAGACACUGCUCCAGAAGCUCCAGAUGCAGAUUGGGAGCCACGAACACUUCAACAGCUGGAACCAAGGCUUCAUUAUUCAUCACUACGCUGGCAAGGUAUCAUACGACAUGGAUGGCUUCUGUGAACGGAACCGCGAUGUUCUCUUCAUGGAUCUGAUCGAACUCAUGCAGAGCAGUGAGCUGCCUUUUAUAAAGUCCUUAUUUCCUGAAAAUCUGCAAGCCGACAAGAAAGGACGCCCAACAACGGCUGGAAGCAAAAUAAAGAAACAAGCCAACGACCUUGUCAGCACCCUGAUGAAAUGCACACCCCACUAUAUUCGCUGCAUAAAACCAAAUGAAACCAAGAAGCCCAAAGACUGGGAAGAGAGCAGGGUAAAACAUCAAGUAGAAUAUCUGGGUCUGAAAGAAAAUAUCCGCGUGAGAAGAGCGGGCUAUGCCUAUCGGCGUAUCUUCCAGAAAUUCCUGCAGAGGUACGCCAUCUUGACCAAAGCCACCUGGCCCACGUGGCGAGGAGAUGAGAAGCAGGGCGUACUCCACCUGCUGCAUUCAGUCAACAUGGACAGCGACCAGUUUCAGCUGGGGAAGAGCAAGGUGUUCAUCAAAGCCCCGGAGUCUUUAUUUCUUCUAGAAGAGAUGAGAGAGAGAAAGUACGAUGGGUAUGCCCGGGUAAUACAGAAAUCCUGGAGAAAAUUCGUGGCCCGGAAGAAAUAUGUCCAAAUGAGGGAAGAAGCCUCAGACCUAUUGUUGAAUAAGAAGGAGAGGAGGAGAAACAGCAUUAACCGGAACUUCAUCGGGGACUACAUUGGAAUGGAGGAACACCCAGAGCUCCAGCAGUUUGUGGGCAAGCGAGAGAAGAUCGACUUUGCUGACACGGUCACCAAGUAUGACAGGCGGUUCAAGGGUGUCAAGCGAGACCUGCUCCUCACCCCCAAGUGCAUGUACUUGAUUGGACGAGAAAAGGUCAAGCAAGGCCCAGAUAAAGGCCUUGUGAAGGAGGUCCUGAAGCGGAAGAUUGAGAUGGAGCGAAUCCUGUCGGUGUCCCUCAGCACCAUGCAAGAUGACAUUUUCAUUCUCCAUGAGCAAGAAUACGACAGUUUGCUUGAAUCUGUCUUCAAAACUGAAUUCUUAAGCCUCUUAGCAAAGCGUUAUGAGGAGAAGACUCAGAAGCAGCUACCUCUCAAAUUCAGCAAUACGCUUGAAUUAAAGUUGAAAAAGGAGAACUGGGGUCCCUGGAGUGCGGGGGGCUCCCGGCAAGUGCAAUUCCACCAAGGCUUCGGCGACCUGGCCAUCCUGAAGCCCAGUAACAAAGUGCUGCAGGUCAGCAUCGGACCUGGGCUGCCCAAAAACUCCCGUCCCACUAGAAGGAACACCAUCCAGUGCCGAGGACGUCCUGGCGGGACUCAGACCGCCAACUACCCAAUGAGGGCCGCGCCUCCUCCCCCAGGAUAUCACCAAAAUGGCAUCAUCAAAAACCAAUUUGUGCCACAACCCCACGCCCCUGGGAACCAAAGGUCCAAUCAGAGAAGCCUGUACACCUCCAUGGCCCGCCCACCUCUGCCCCGGCAACAGUCCACAGGCUCAGACCGCGUGUCCCAGACGCUGGAGAGCCUGGAUUUCCUCAAGGUGCCAGACCAAGGUGCUGCUGGUGUUCGGAGACAGACGACCAGUCGGCCUACCCCAGCAGGGGGCAGACCCAAGCCCCAGCCCAAGCCCAAACCUCAGGUGCCCCAGUGCAAGGCUUUGUAUGCCUACGACGCUCAGGAUACGGAUGAGCUCAGCUUCAAUGCCAACGACGUCAUUGACAUUAUCAAAGAAGAUCCUUCUGGCUGGUGGACCGGCCGACUGCGUGGCAAACAAGGCCUGUUCCCCAACAACUACGUGACCAAGAUCUGAGGCACCCAGAGACUCCAGCAAGAGACAGAGGUGCUCUAGACGCAGACUUGAGAGCAUUUGGUGGGGGGGACUCUCCCCACCCCAACUCUUCUGAUCCACAGUGAGCAAUUACUUACUUCUCCAAGGCCUGGAACCAUUCUACCACCUUCCCCUAAGAAGACAUGGAGAACUGUGGCUUCCGGAAUAGGGAGCUGUCACUUGUAAGUGACCCAAAAAGAUUAAAAGCAGCCUGGUUGUAGGAACCAGCAGGGCAAAGCAGCACAAGGUUUCCUAAGAUUUAUUUAUUGUAUUUAAACCCGGUGAAUGGGAAGAGAGGGAAGGCUCUCUGACCAGUGCCUGGAGUUGAAGAGCACAUUUCUUUCCUCCUUUUCAUUUCCCUCCCCUCCCACCCACCCCCCACCCACCCACCCAAUAACAUUCCUAUCUGCAUCUUCCCUCAGGGAGGGCUGGGUGAGAAUGGACACUCACCACCUCAAGGUCAAGGGUAGGCUGGCUUACCUGUGCCAGGGGGCGGGGCUGGGAGCCUUGCUUUAUCUCUGGGUCUUCGAUUGGAAUUUGGCUGGCCCAUGUUGGUUUCUGCGUGUCUGUGUGUCAUGCUGUACUUCUAUUACAAGAAGGAUCUUUCUUUGCUCAAGCUGUACAUUUAUAAAAAGAUUAUACUGUAUGUGUGUGUAUAUAUAUAAAUAUAAGAAAAUCAGAUGAUAGAAACGUGUAUGAAUGUAUUCACUAUUCCACUGUACUCAUUCCCAAAGGUAAGGUUUCAUGCCAGAUCUCCCACCCAGGUACUUACUGAAACCCCCACUGCUUUCCAGCUCAGUCCCAACAGACCCUUUCCCUGGGAGGUCUUUCUUUUUUCCCUAGGACCACCCCCUACCUCCUAAAUGAAUAAAGAAAUCAAUGACCAUCCAA